AUGGCUGCCUCCAUCGCCACUGUCUCGAUGCAGCGCUGCGGCGCCGCCUGCAGCACCAAGCCGGCCGGCCAGGUCCUGGUGGUGCCCGCCCUGCGGAGCGCCGCCGCCGCCUUCCGCGCCAGCCCCGCCGCCGCCGCCCGUCGCGCCGCGCCCCUGCGCGCCGUGGUGGCCCAGGCCGUGGCCGCCCCCGCCGCCACCCCCGCCGCCACCUCCGCCAAGAGCCAGUACGAGCUGCAGACGCUGACCACCUGGCUGCUGGACCUGGAGAAGAACGCGGUGAUUGACAACGAGCUGGCCGCCGUCAUCUCCUCCAUCGCCACCGCCUGCAAGCAGAUUGGCUCCCUGGUCAACCGCGCGGGCAUCUCCAACCCUCACGGCCUGGCGGGGCCGGAGAACGGUGCAGGGCGAGGACCAGAAGAAGCUGGACGUCAUCUCAAACGAGGUCUUCGGAAACUGCCUGCGCAGCAGUGGGAUGGGGCUGGCAGCGGGGCGGCCGCGGGGCUGGGGCCCGGCGUGGGGCUGGCGGCGUGCGGCCGCACCGGCGUGAUUGCCAGCGAGGAGGAGGACUUGCCUGUGGCUGUGGAGGAGACAUUCAGCGGGGAGUAUGUGGUGGUGUUUGACCCGCUGGACGGCUCCUCCAACAUCGACGCCGGCAUCUCUGUGGGCUCCAUCUUCGGCAUCUACGAGCCCUCACCGGAGUGCUCCAUCGAGGACAUGGACGACCCGGAGGAGAUGAUGAAGAAGUGCGUGCUCAACGUGUGCCAGGCCGGCAACGAGCUGCUGUGCGCGGGGUACACGCUCUACUCCUCCGCCACCAUCCUGGUGCUGACCGUGGGCAAGGGCGUGUACGGCUUCACCUUUGACCCGCUGAUUGGCGAGUUCAUCCUGAGCCACCCCAACAUCCGCAUCCCCGACAAGGGCAAGAUCUACUCCUUCAACGAGGGCAACUACCAGAUGUGGAGCGAGGAGCAGAAGAAGUACAUUGACAGCCUCAAGUACCCCGAGAAGUGGGGCGGCAAGCCCUACUCCUCCCGCUACAUUGGCAGCCUGGUGGGAGACUUCCACCGCACCCUGCUCUACGGCGGCAUCUACGGCUACCCCGGCGACGCCAAGAACACCAACGGCAAGCUGCGCCUGCUGUACGAGUGCGCACCCAUGUCGAUGAUUGCGGAGCAGGCCGGCGGCAAGGGCUCCACCGGCUUCCAGCGCGUGCUGGACAUUGUGCCCGAGGCCGUCCACCAGAGAGUGCCCCUGUUCUGUGGCAGCAAGUGGGAGGUGGAGUACUUGGAGAGCGUGCUCCAGGGCAAGCCCGAGCCCAAGUAGAGAGCGGAGGCCUCCCCUCCCGCUCCUGCACUGCUCGCUGCUGCCUCGACGCAGCCUAUUCUUUCUUAUUGUCUCGAGAAGAUGACCCGUCCCACCCUUCCACUG
Molecule: messenger RNA, 1428 nt
Organism: Chlorella variabilis
Lineage: Eukaryota; Viridiplantae; Chlorophyta; Trebouxiophyceae; Chlorellales; Chlorellaceae
Exons: 9
Coding region: 1-1323 (440 amino acids)
Biological process (GO): gluconeogenesis; fructose metabolic process; fructose 6-phosphate metabolic process
Cellular component (GO): cytoplasm; cytosol
Molecular function (GO): fructose 1,6-bisphosphate 1-phosphatase activity
Source: RefSeq, a predicted model, not a curated record